AUGGAUUUAUCACUUGCGAAAUUGCUAAAUGAGCUGCAGUUAGCAGAGACUAUUAUCAAGCAACAAGCUCCUCCUGUGAUACUGAAUUUUGAGAUAGGUUCUUCUUCUAAGUCGAGAGGCGGGAAAAAUAAGAAAAAGGCUAAAAAAUCCUUUGUUGGUGGCGCAACUACUGGUGUGAAAAACCCUAAGGGCAAGUGUUAUUACUACAAGAAACCUAAGCAUCAUAAGAAACAAUGUCCGGGUUAUCUGACCAAGCUGAAUAAUAAACCAUGUGAUUUACAUCUACUUUUCAUUGAAACUCUUUUAGCGGCUGUUACGUUGAUUAUAGGUCUGAUCCGCAGGGGAACAAGUGAGGAAUCUGGUUCUGAGAGGGAACAUUAA
Messenger RNA from Nicotiana tabacum (common tobacco), 381 nucleotides. NCBI's taxonomy places the organism in Eukaryota, Viridiplantae, Streptophyta, Magnoliopsida, Solanales, Solanaceae. The record is from RefSeq and is a predicted model, not a curated record.